CACUGAUUUUUAUCUGUUUUGGCAGUUCGGCUUUGGUGAAUAGGCGUACGUGAAUUUUAUCUUUAAUUUUCUGUGAGUGCUAAACCACCUGGCAACGAUUACAAGAUGAUGUUCGACGUCCAAACGAUCGCAAUCGUGUGCCUUUUCGUCGUUAUUUCGGCCGCAGUUUUACUUUUCAUCUCAAUGGUUGUUACCAAAGAGAAGACCUACGAAGAGGCCAUUGCAGAGCAAAGACAGCAAACCAAUGCUUUGCUUACCAGCCAAACCAAACAGAAACCGAAAGAAAAGAAACAGAAAAAAGCUGGCAAGAAAGUGAAAGAGAAAACUAACCCCGUUCCAAUUGAACAGGAAAUUGAUGAAACUGAUGGUGUUGAUCAAUCAGUUGAAAAUAUUGGUGUAACUUCACAAACAAUGUCUUCUUCCCAUCCAAAACAUCAUGUGGAAUUUACAGAACCUGCAGUUUUAGAAGAACAACCUACUAAGGAUGUCAACAAGAGACGCCCGAAAAAGGAUAAGGUUCGCCCUAUCCUUCUCAAUAGAGACAUGUCCGAAGAGAAAAUCGUUCUUACUCCGGACUGCGAGGUUGAACCAGCGAAUCACUUCGAAGAGUCCCAUCCGAAAGACGAAUUCGAAUUGAUGCAUUCGCAAAGCGUAAGUCUGGAGAAAGACAAUUCUCCAAAAAGAGAACCUGUUAAGGAAAAGCUGGUAAAAGAAAAAUUGAAUGCAACCCACGAAGCGAUUCCGUUCAAAACCAAAAAGAUGCCAAAACUUCAAACUGUCGAAACCACUACUCAAACUAAUCCAUUAAAAGAGGAGCUUCCGGUACAACAAGUGACUCAAAUCACGCAAACUAAUGGUUUAGUAUCAAACAUCGGAAAAGAUAAGAAAAAGAAGAAAACCGAGCAUAAUAUUCUUGAACAACUUACUGCCGAAAAAGAUGGACUCAAUCUACAACUUCUGAGUUCAUUGGUGCGUAAGGCUGAAUUGUCUCGUUCUGAGGUACAAAUUCUUAUUGAUAUGUUACUAAACAAGCAGCACGAGGCCCCUGCAAUAAUUGAUGAGUGGAGCGAGGGUAAAGCCGACCCUGUCCAAAAACUCAAAAAACAAUUGGCCGAAAAAGAAAAGAUGCUCCAAGAAGAACAAGAAGCCUUGGUGAGCGCCCAGGCAAAAUUGAAGGAGGUACGCAGUGAACAAAUCGCGGAAAAAUCACAGUUGCAACAGAAAAUGCGUGGAUUAGAAGAAGCCCUGAAUGCAAAACUUGUAGAACUACAGAACGUUAACGGUCGAUUGGUUGGAACGCAACAGAAGUUGCAACCGUUGCAAGAACAACUUAAUAAUGAAAUGAUCAAGAGUCAUAAGUUGAUGGAAGAGAAUGGAGGUUAUCAAAUGCAAAUACAACAGUUGCAACAUAUUAUUACUCAAGCCCAAGAAAAAGAAAUGGCUAACGAGCAUCAACAGAGUAUUUUGGCGCCGUUACAACAUCAAAAUGCUAUUAUGAAGAAUGAAAUCGACCAAAAAGAAGAUUAUAUUAGAAAAAUUGAGGAAGCGCAUAAAGAUUUAGAACAUCGUUACGGUAUGAUGCAACGUCAAGAAAAUGAUAUGCAAUUGGAAAUAGCUCAGUUAAACGCGACGUGUCAAAAGCAAAUGGAGGAAUUCCGUAUAUCCGAGUUGACAAAAGUUCAAGCAUUGACUGAAUUACAGAAUAUGAAGAAGUACAAAGAGGAAAGCGAUGAAAUUAUAACAAAAUUAAAAUCUGAAGUUUUAAACCUUGAAGAAGAAAAACGCCAAACCGAUCUAUCUAGGGAAAAUGGUGUUAUGGAAGAGAAGAAAGCUCAUCAAGUUGAGGUGAUGAAUCUACAAAACGAAUUAUCAUCAUUGAAAUCUCAAAUGCAAGAAAACGAAAAAAGGUAUAAUGCUAAUUUAGACGCAUCAAUUAAGAGACUCGAAACGGAAUUGGCGGAACAAAAAGAUAAGAACAAUGAUUUACGCAAAAAGAACUGGAAAGUGAUGGAAGCCUUGAACAUAGCGGAAAAUCGUAACAAAUGCGUGAUUAAUGUUGAAGAAACAGUUACAAAAAUAAAACUUGAACAGGAAAGUAUGAACAAAAAAUUCAUCCAAAGACUCUUCCCAAAUAUUAAAGUUAACGAAAAUGUAACGCACGAAGAAUGGUGCGAGCAAAUCGAAGGUGCAAUUUCUCGAUAUGUGAAUGAGCUUGAAAAGCCAAAAACUCCAGAACCCGUUGACAACAGCGAAUUGAUCAAGUUACAAACUGAAAAUAAACGGUUCAAAGUUAUAAUAGCCGAUACUGAAGGGGUUUUAAAUAAACUUCAGAACCAUGUAGAACAAGCUGAAAUUCAAUGGACAAAAAAACUAGAAAAUAAAGACAAGGAGUUGGCGUUGCUUAAAACUCAAUUAAAACAGUUGCAAGAUCAGUUGGAUGAAAUGCAACAACGUUUAGCAAUAGAAGAAGAAGAAAAUCAAAAAGUUUUAAAUGAAAAUGAUACCUUAAAUAAAGGUCAUAUAGACAGACUUACAGAGGAUAUAAGCAACCUAACUCAACAACUCGAAGAAUCCCAAAAAAGAAAUAGUGAACUUCAAAUCCAACUGGAUUCCCUCAGUAAUUUAGCAGUAAAAGCAAUUAAUAAUCAUAGCAGCACCUCAAAUGGCCCAGCUGUAACAGUAGAGAACAAUGGUAAUUAGCGUUAUUUGCUGAAGGAGCUUAAAGAAAAAAACAACUAGAAGUACAUAAAAACGUGUUAUUAUUAAAAUAACAAAAAAAAAACCUACGAAGCAUAUUAUUUAUAUUUUUCUAUUUAGUACCUAUUAACGACAACCGCAACUUAGAAGUUUCUGCUCGUGAUAAAUUCAUUCCUAUACACACCGAUCGACCGUUUGGAGACCGUGCUAAACUAUCCGUGCCUCCAGUGCAAUUGUACGAUUUUCCUCUUUUUCGUAUGAGUUUCCCUUUACAUUAUUUUAUAUAUUGCUAAACAGUGCCACGUUGCAAUUGUUUUCAUUAUUUUUGUGUUUAAUGUUUUAUUUCAUGGUGUUGUAAUUAUUAUUAUGGUUCUAUUUUUUUUUCUAAGUGGAUAGAUAACUUAUUAUUGUACCCGUAAUUACUCGUUUAGUAAUCAAAAAUUUUUUAUUAUCAAAAUGUUAUUAAUUAUCUUAUUUAACUACACAAUAAAUUUAAGUAAAAAGAAUGUCAAAAUUGUAUAUUUUGAAAGGAUUUCCUGAAGCUGUAAUAAAAAAAUAGAUUUAAAUGAUGAGCGAAAUUAAUGCGCACACGAAAUUGUUGCCGCUAAUUUUAGAUACCGGCUUAUUAAUCCCUGAUAUUAUUAUCAUUAUUACUAUAAUUAUUUUUGCAGGAGAAAAAAGAAAACGUAUCGCUACUUUGACACCCCUGCUACUAAAUCGAAUUGUGUAAUACAAUUGAUGCUUGUAUCCCCGGAAUGGUAUUUUCUUCUUAUUUUUUGUUUAAUAAGGGAUGGAGAUAUUAGUAAUUGUACGACGCAUUAAUAAUUAUAACUUAUAUAACAGUAUAUAAAAACAUCAAUAAAAUUUAUUAUAAAAAAUC
Messenger RNA from Onthophagus taurus, 3577 nucleotides. It is a transcript of the gene alt, whose product is annotated as SMC superfamily domain-containing protein aluminum tubes. The record is from RefSeq and is a predicted model, not a curated record. NCBI's taxonomy places the organism in Eukaryota, Metazoa, Arthropoda, Insecta, Coleoptera, Scarabaeidae. Gene Ontology annotation, cellular component: endoplasmic reticulum membrane.